Lathyrus oleraceus (garden pea) is the source of this 459-nucleotide messenger RNA. RefSeq lists its product as uncharacterized. The record is from RefSeq and is a predicted model, not a curated record. Bases 1 to 459 code for a protein of 152 amino acids. The transcript has a single exon. Lineage: Eukaryota; Viridiplantae; Streptophyta; Magnoliopsida; Fabales; Fabaceae.
AUGGAGUAUGACGUUUAUGUUCAGCAUACUUAUGAAGGCAAUAUGAUUAUGACAUGUCUCAAUGUUGAUUGCAUAUUGCUAACAAGGAGUAGUGAACGCGUGAUAGCUAAGUUCAAGAAGAUGCUAAUGAAUGAGUUUGAGAUAAUAGAUCUAGUAAAGAUGACAUAUUUCCUAAGGAUGGAGUUUAUGUAUUAUGAGAAGGGUGUCUUUUUGCAUCAGCGAAAAUAUGAACUUGAGCUUCUGAUGAGAUUCGAGCUACUGAGUUGUAAAGUUGUUGUCACACCUGCAGAGACAGAUCACAAAUUGGAUUUUGAUUCUAAAAUGGAUGAUGUAGAUGUUACAACUUUCAAGUUGUUGGUUGGCUCUCUGAGGUAUUUGUGUAAUACCAGACCUGACAUUUGCUAUGUAGUUGGAAUGAUUAGUAGGUUCAUGAGUAAACCAAAGUGGUCUCAUUACUAA